AAUAUAAUAUUACCGUUUGUUUAACUGUUCGUCGCCAGGUGGCAACCUACGCGCUAAAAAUCGUAACGACUCGAUUAAAAAAAUGUAGCCACACCAUCAUCACUAUCAGUCGCGCUAAUUUUGAAUAUUUGUUGGUACGGCCAUUAAGUUUCGAAGAUGUCUUCGCACCGAGACGUCGUCCUCGGGCCACACGUUUCUCACCGACAAAAGGAGCUGCUCGUCUCCUUCAUGGAGGAGCACCCCUACUUGGCGAAGGCGUCAUGCGUGCUGGGGCCAAUGCUUACCGUGGCGCGGAGAAGCGAGCUGUGGAACGAGCUGGCCGCCUUGCUCCACAUGGAAGGCCCGGCUGUGAAGACAGCGGCCCAGUGGCGGCAGUACUGGAAGAAAGAAACCUACAGUUCCCGUCACGACGCCGCUGUCUUAUCAGCCGAGCAACAGGGAACUGGUGGAGGGCGCCUGCAAGGGCUUCGCGGCCGCAUUCUUACAUUGGUGGGCCGCAGCAGCGCGACCGGCGUCUGUGCGCCAUUUUUCGUUCGACCAGAGCAGGCGCCGCAUUCUACUAUAGGUGUGCCCCGCGUAGCGCGCAUGGCCGUCGGCACGAGACCUGGAACGAGUGGUGUCGCACGUGGUGAGCCGCAACAGCAGCAACAGCAUCGGGAGCCGCAGCAGCGCCAGGAGCCGCAUGAGGGACUAGCACAACCUGCAGCCAGCCUGCUGGACCAUGAAUAUUGUGCGGAGCCACCGACUAGGCCAGCACCUACACGCCAGGCACGUCGUCCAAAUCGCGGACCUCGUGUAAUUGUCGAGGAGGUGAUGGGCGAGGUCGCAGAGAACUACCUGCAGUCGGUGAGGCUGCAUGAGGAGAAUAACCAGAUGUUACGUCAGCUAGGCCCAACAGUGCAGCAGAUGGCCGCUGCUGUGGAAAGAAACGCUGCGGCUGCCGAGCGGACUGCUGCAGCUGCCGAGCGGAGUGCUGCAGCUGCCGAGCGGGCUGCUGCUGCUGCUGAACGGACUGCUGCCGCUGCCGAGCAGCAAGGACGAGAAAAUUCAGUUUAAUUAUUCAGAAAAUCAGUUUAAUUUAUUUCCCAUUUAUGUUUCAGUUUGCCAUCAAGUGCAGUGCAGCUUUUUUUUCUUUGUUCUGUUUCUGUUUUAUGUUUCUGGUCGGCGUCCAUUUUGCCCUUGACUGUUGUGCAAAGUCCCUUUCGCAAAGAACUGCUAAAGCGUGGAGUUUUUUUUAAUAUUUUGUAAAGUCGAGCAACUCUACGAUAAAAUGACCUUUGUAGCGAAAGAAUUAAUCUGUCCCACUCCUAUUGUGAGCUGUGUGACUUUUACAACGAAGUGAUCUGUAUAAUCAAUUGUUUUGGAGGCCCCAAACAUUUUAUUAUAAACAUGUUCGAGUGUAGUUAGUUCACCUAACAAAACUGCUUUGUCUGAAUAUAUGGAAAACUAGAUGCACCCGGAGCAUCCACAUACUUGCUAUCGCAGUAAAAUGAACAGGCCAUCGAUGUUUUGCCAAAGUUUUUUUUCUAGAGGGCGUCUACUCGUGCGCAUGCUGCCAAUACAAUCCAGAGGAGAUGUUCAGUGGUUCUACAACAGAAAAGCUGUCCUGAGGGAUGAACAUGACGCGAAAUGUUGCAAUGCACAUUUUUAUUUCAUGCCAUGGAAAGCCAUAACAAUACCUCUCACUACUAUGACAGCUCAAUUAUUUUGUGUACUUUCUUGCCAUCUGACCACCUGGCGCUCAUUACUAGUCAGAUGAUGAAAAAUUUCAUAUUUUUAGAGUCCCAGAGUGUUUUCAUUUUGACAGAUGAAUUUACCUUGAAAUGCUGCAUCAAAUAGUCAUAUUUCGUGUGAUAUGAAUUGUUAUGUGAUAUGUUGAAUUAUGAAUGUGGCAUGAUAUGUUGUUUCAUGAACAGUGCAUUAUUUCUGUUAUGGGUACUUUGAAUGUUUACUUAUUCUUUGUAAUUUGGUUUGAGCUUAGCACCUGUUGGUUGCUCUAGUCAUGUGAUGAAUGUUUAUUUUGAAAGUUUGUUUUUAACUUCUUGUGUGAGCCUGAUAUUUGUGGCUUAAUGUAACGUAUAUUGUCACACGCACCAAUGUUAUACAAAUUCGUAACAGGCAUCAUGACGUGUGGUUCUUUUAUGAAUGCGUAUGUUCACGUUAUGGCAGCUCUAAAAGGUCAUUCAUUUUUUUGUUAUCUGAGCAAGUAGUGGUAGCUCCUAGUCGGUUGAGAAGUACAUUUUUUCUUUACAUUUCUUCCUCGUUUACGCGUUCACGAGGGUAUAAUAGGCGAGGACAUUUUCUUUGUCAACCACGACCAGUGUGCCUAUGCAAUUACCAUGACUACUCACUUACAAGACACUGCCAUGUCUUAUAGUGGUGUAAUGUGAUCACUUGAGCCUCUAAUGUAUCACUGAAAAUGAGUGCUAUAGUUUGUUUUUGGGUACCUAGCUAGCAACAGCUAAUAAGCCACCACUUCAUUCUGCACACUGAAAAUGUAGCUUCAUAAGAGCUUUUACAUUUUCAGAACCAUGAAAAUCAUACUGCUUUUUAAAGAACUUCCAACAUUUCAGGGACUUUUUUCAAGUUCACACAACACUCCACACAGGAACUGCCUGCUGGAAAGACAUGUACUAGAGCAUCAACUGCAUCAUGUCUUCAAUGUUUGCAAAGCGACCAUCCAGUCACAUGGAAUGUUUGUACCUAGGGCAAACACUGCUACCUACUGUCAAUAUGCUCUGCUACAACGCUGUGCUGCGCAACUGUUUUCAUUGCUCAGCAUCAUGUCUGCACUUUUUGCAGCUCUUCCCCCUUGCCUGUAUUAUCUGCCUUGCACUGUUUUGUAUGUACUAUUCCGGCUGUCUGCAUCUUAUUUGUUCGCUUUAUAAUGAUUACCACAUUUCAUUGCUUUCUCCAGUUUUGUUUUGUUUCUGACCCACUCCUGUAUGAGCCUGUAGAGGCUUACAGUAUUGCUAAAAAAAUCGCAUUACUAAAGCAAAUGGCACAUUUUAUUCAAACCUGUAGCACAGGUAUAAUCACAAUUGUUUCAAAGCGUUUGUGGUGUUCUAAAUACAGUUAUAGCCUUUGGUAUUGUCUUGGCAUGCGCAAAUGAGCACACAGUGUCAAAAGAGAUGUGAAUUACAUACUACUGAAGCAAUUUCAAGCUGAAAGAUAUACAGCCAUUACAUUCGAUAUACAAAAAAAAGAAAUGCCAAGGUGUUGCGACAUACUCAUAAAUGCUAACACAUUCCUUGAAAGUUGCAAUAUGACACUGCAGAUUGCUUCACUUAAACCAUUAAUGUCACAUACAUUUACGCAGUAGUACUUCGGUACGAUACCUACUCAAGCCAGCCACUGCCAAGUUAUUUAUGCAAAUGUCCACGUAUACAUUUAAAAAAUCAAAUUAUGGGGUUUUACGUGUAAAAACCACUUUCUGAUUAUGAGGCAUGCCGUAGUGGAGAGCUCCGGAAAUUUCGGCCACCUGGGGUUCUUAAACGUGCACCUAAAUGUAAGUACAAAGGUGCUUUUGCAUUUCGCCCCCAUCGAAAUGCGGCCGCUAUGGCAGGGAUUCGAUCCCUCGACCUCUACCCCCCCAUGCUCAGCAGCCCAACACCAUAACCACUGAGCAACCGUGGCGGGUAUAUAUACAUUUUAAGAGUGCUCUAUGUGACAGCUCUUUACAUGUACAUUUUGUUGUUCACAGAAAG
Dermacentor albipictus is the source of this 3707-nucleotide messenger RNA. RefSeq lists its product as uncharacterized. NCBI's taxonomy places the organism in Eukaryota, Metazoa, Arthropoda, Arachnida, Ixodida, Ixodidae. The record is from RefSeq and is a predicted model, not a curated record.